UCCGCCUACACUGAUCACCUGACGCACUCUCCUCUCACGGCGCGUGCGCGCUCUUCUCCGUAGCUAUCGGGAGCGCGCUUGGUGUUCGCCAGUCACGAGCGCGCAGCCGCGGCCUCUUCGCUAGUGCAAGUUCGGUACCUGCAGCCCGUGCUUCGUCGUGUCUGCCAUGGGCCUUCCUCUCCGGGAUCCUAGCCCCACCGUAUUGUGAGAGCCGGCCGCAAUGUUGUGUGAGAAACCGCAAAGCCGCCGCUGACAGACGCUGGGCCCGAGCCCUGACCCCCGGAGGAGAAGCCGCCGUCGCCAUGGCUGAGCAGAGCUAUGCGUGGGCAUAUUCCCUGGUGGACUCCAGUCAAGUCUCCACAUUCCUGAUUUCAAUCCUUCUUAUAGUCUAUGGCAGUUUCAGAUCUCUUAAUAUGGACUUUGAAAAUCAAGACAAGGAGAAGGACGGUAGUGGCUCUCCGGGAACGUUUAGUGGGAACAGCACUAAUAAUAGUAUCCAGACUAUUGACUCCACUCAGGCAUUGUUCCUUCCUAUUGGAGCCUCAGUGUCUCUUCUGGUUAUGUUUUUCUUCUUUGACUCUGUCCAGGUGGUGUUCACUAUUUGCACUGCAGUUCUUGCAACAAUAGCCUUUGCUUUUCUGUUGCUUCCUAUGUGCCAGUAUUUAACCAGACCCUGCUCUACUCAGAACAAGAUAUCAUUUGGGUGCUGUGGUCGUUUUACUGUUGCAGAACUCCUCUCGUUUUCGCUUUCUCUAUUGCUAGUUCUUAUUUGGGUGCUGACAGGUCACUGGCUGCUCAUGGAUGCCCUAGCCAUGGGACUCUGUGUUGCAAUGAUUGCCUUUGUGCGCCUGCCUAGCCUGAAGGUGUCCUGCCUGCUCCUUUCAGGGCUGCUUAUAUAUGAUGUUUUUUGGGUGUUCUUCUCUGCCUACAUAUUUAAUAGCAACGUGAUGGUCAAAGUGGCAACCCAGCCUGCUGACAAUCCUCUGGAUGUAUUAUCCAGGAAGCUUCACCUUGGUCCUAAUGUUGGAAGAGAUGUACCCCGAUUGUCGCUGCCAGGGAAACUGGUAUUCCCUAGUUCCACAGGGAGCCACUUCUCUAUGCUUGGGAUCGGAGACAUUGUGAUGCCAGGUCUACUUCUGUGCUUUGUUCUGCGUUAUGAUAAUUACAAAAAACAGGCAAUCGCUGACGCUUGUAGCGCAACAGGGGCUGCCAAUAUUUCUGGGCGAAUGCAGAAGGUCUCCUACUUUCAUUGCACGCUUAUUGGGUAUUUUGUGGGGCUGUUAACAGCAACGGUGGCUUCGCGCAUUCACAGAGCAGCCCAGCCUGCUUUGCUGUAUUUGGUUCCAUUUACUUUAUUACCGCUUCUCACUAUGGCCUAUUUAAAGGGUGACUUGAGGCGAAUGUGGUCAGAACCUUUCCACGUCAAGGCCACCAGCUCACGCUUCCUUGAGGUAUGAUGGGAGCAGAGGACAAGAGGAUUUCUUCACUUUGGCUUUCUGUACCGUGGAUAAACUUAAUGUUUAACAGACACAGCUACAACUGAAAGACCUCAAAUGAAUGGAAUUUGUGUAAAAUAAAAUAAAGAAACUUUUUCUGGUGAAUCGUCCACAUGAGCUCGUAAUCCCUCAAACAGGCCCUCGACAUCGGACUCAUUUCCUUUAGGAAGAGCGGACUAGAAUCAGGGUGGCAGUGGGAUCAUAAGGAAACCUGGAAUUGUUCAGACUGGCCUGCUUGCAGCUCAAAGUAGCAUGUGGUGGUAAAGGCCUGUGAGCUACGGACUAUGACAGCUUGUGGGACCAGACCCCAUGGGGAGCAGUGCAGCCCUCUUACCAGCUCUCCUUCCUGUUCUUGUUUUUUAGUUUAAUAUCUUCUGUGGUGUGAAGUGACUUUUUAGAUCUAAGCCAGUGUGUGAGUUAUUCGCUAUAUAUCCAUAGUCUAUUGUAUUUAAAUCCAUUUCUCCCGUUUCAUGUCGCAGAAGGCAAGCCAAAGAUGAGAUAAUAAUAAUUAUAUAUAUAAAUUAUUAUUUCUCAAAUUGUCUAUGGAUAGUUUUAAAUAAUCGCAGAACAAGGCCAUGUCAGGCCUGCUCUGUUCUGUCGCAUGUCCUGCACUUUCAUCUUUGGCUUUAUAUGACUAAUCCAUCCCAGCAAAGUGAAGCCUCAGUUCAAAUCCAAUGUAUUGUGUGCUCGUUCUGAUGUAUUCAUGGCCUGUUAAGUGACUGUAUUUGGUUCUGAUCAAUGUAGUGAUCUAGGGCAGUUGAAAUGUUCCGAAA
Molecule: messenger RNA, 2269 nt
Organism: Nanorana parkeri
Lineage: Eukaryota; Metazoa; Chordata; Amphibia; Anura; Dicroglossidae
Gene: SPPL3
Product: signal peptide peptidase like 3
Exons: 11
Coding region: 303-1457 (384 amino acids)
Biological process (GO): membrane protein proteolysis
Cellular component (GO): Golgi-associated vesicle membrane; cytoplasmic side of endoplasmic reticulum membrane; lumenal side of endoplasmic reticulum membrane
Molecular function (GO): aspartic endopeptidase activity, intramembrane cleaving
Source: RefSeq, a predicted model, not a curated record